Molecule: messenger RNA, 1623 nt
Organism: Punica granatum (pomegranate)
Lineage: Eukaryota; Viridiplantae; Streptophyta; Magnoliopsida; Myrtales; Lythraceae
Source: RefSeq, a predicted model, not a curated record
ACGUGUUUCACGGCAAAUGUGGUGCCGCCUUCACUCCCUCUCUUUCUUGCUCUGUUUCCUCGAACAUGAUGACCGAUCUAGACGUGAUUACCGGUUGAUGCAUCAUCAAGCAAUAAAAUAAAAACGGAUCGAGAAAGACGGUGUACUGCAGUUCCCGGGUCUUUUUUAUAACUUUCAUUUCAGGUCUACCGUGUCUCCUUAUCUUUAUAUAGUAAGGCCGUCUUCACUAUUGGUCUUCGCAAUGCGAAAAGCAAUGUCUCUUUUGCAACUCUCUCUGAUAUGCCUCUGCUCUUUCCUCUCCUUCUACACUGCCUCCUCUGCCUCUUCAGCCUCCGCUCCUCGGCUUGACGGGUUGCUCCGCAACGGAGACUUUCACUUGGCACCCAAACCAUCAAACCUCAACAAGACCGUCAUUAUUGGAAAGUACUCCCUCCCGAACUGGGUAAUCAACAGCCAUGUCGAGUUCGUCUCGGGCGGGCCACAGCCAGGCGGGUUCUACCUAGCGAUUCCCCGCGGGGCCCAUGCAGUGAGGCUGGGCAAUGAGGCGUCGAUCUAUCAGUAUGUGAGAGUGAACCCGGGCUUGAUUUACUCACUCACGUUCGGGGCCACGAGGACUUGCGCCCAGGACGAGGUGCUGAGGGUCUCUGUACGGCCUGGUCAGGAGUCGGCAGACCUCGGGAUUCAGACGCUGUACAGCAGCAAUGGAGGGGACACUUAUGCUUGGGCCUUCAAGGCAGCUUCCAAGAUUGUCCGGGUCACGUUCCAUAAUCCCGGGAUCCAGGAGGACCCUGCCUGCGGUCCCCUGUUGGAUGCUAUUGCCAUCAAGGAGAUUCCUUCCCUGAAAUACGAUAAAGGCAAUCUCGUAAAGAACGGAGGCUUCGAGGUGGGGCCCCACGUGUUCAAGAACUUCUCCACCGGCAUCCUCCUCCCUCCACGACAACAGGAUAAGAUCUCCCCGCUCCCAGGAUGGAUCAUCGCGUCCCUUAAGCCCGUCAAGUACAUCGACAGCCGCCACUUCCAUGUCCCCUCAGGCCUUGCUGCUAUCGAGCUCGUCGCCGGACGCGAGAGCUCUAUUGCCCAACACAUCAGCACAGUCCCCAACAAGACCUAUGAUCUCAGCUUCACUGUCGGAGAUGCUAAGAACGGCUGUCAUGGAUCGAUGAUGGUGCAGGCUUACGCAGGAGCAAUGUCGAUCCAGGUCCCGCUGAAUUCCACAGGUAAGGGCGAGUUCCGAAUGGCGAGGAUGAGGUUCAAAGCGACAUCGACAAAGACAGGGUUGACCUUCUACAGCUUAUAUUACCAUACAAAGCUUCAUGACUACGGACACUUGUGUGGGCCCGUGUUGGACGAUGUUAGAGUCGUCCGCGUCUCGUAAUCUGCUUGAUGGAGUUAAUGCCGGAGGCACAAGAGCAAAUUCUUACUUUGCUUGACACAUAUUCUUCUUUUCCCGCGUCUCGUUCUUUGAACUCUUCCCCUUUCAUACAGAAUCUGAGAAAGAAUCCAAUAAUCUACAAGAUGUACAUUGAUCUGCGGCUACUCCUGUCUAAGAUCCGACAUCUAUCGAUGUAGCUGAAAGUACUUUAUUUUCGAUUAAUAAAGAAAAUGCGCUGGACUUCGUUUAUA